Molecule: messenger RNA, 2228 nt
Organism: Bursaphelenchus xylophilus (pine wood nematode)
Lineage: Eukaryota; Metazoa; Nematoda; Chromadorea; Rhabditida; Aphelenchoididae
Source: the annotation of a GenBank genome assembly
AUGACGAUCAUGGAUAACGGACUUCUAAUAGAUCAGAUAAGGUCAAAAAUCGAGAACAGGAGGGUCCGAGAAGCCUAUCAGGCCCUGCGAAACACAGUUGGAAGUGAGAGUAGUUACUGGGCUGUAAAAGCGCAUAUUAUCACAGCACAAGCCUCUAAACAAAUUCCGUUGAAGUUGGUUAGGGUUGGUUUACAUUAUUCAGUAUAUGUGAUUACUUGUUUAGGGGUUGGAAUUAGAAAUGGCAUUGAAGUACAAGUCGGCUAAAGAUGUAAUUUCACUAGCUGAUUAUUUUUAUAAGAACCACGGCCAAGAUGAGGACUUCAGAAAGAUUUGUUCUCAGAAGAUAAACGAGGCCAUCGAGGCGUGGAAGGGAUCCGACUUCGCUGAGAAACUGCAUAACUCGUUGAAUCCGCAAAUAUUUCUGGAUCCUCUCUCAGCAUCCCGAGAUUCGCCUCUUUUACGGAUGAAGAAGUUGUUGCUUUUGGCUGUAAAUCCGUCGAUGGGCCUCAAAAAAGUCGGGGUAUGUAUUACAAUGCUAAUUUUAAAGAGUUUGUCUUUUUAGAGACAAAUAAUGGAACAAUAUAAAAGCGAAAGAUCCAGUCGACCAACAUGGUCCCCGUUAAAUCUUUCUCCGGUGGACUUGAUUUGGUGUAAGGCUAAGACGUUGAGAAAUUUAUUUAUGUUUCUGUUUUAGUUUACUUACAACACCAUAUUGUGGAUCAAAGAAUGGGAGAGUUGACUUCAAAAGAUGGCGCUUUCAUUGUUAAGAUCAUGAUGGACUGUUGCAUCGCUGAUUCGCUGGGUUUACUGAGAGAUUCUUUCUUUGAUGUUUUAAGUGAACUUGGACUGACUGUUGCCAGACCACGAGAUUUUUGGAGUGCACCAUUGCGAAUUAUAACAAUACUCAUUUCCCAAGAACAACCUAAUCCGUCGGAGGUUACCAAGUUUAUUGAGAAGAACAUUGAAUCGUGCAGUUAUCUUCAGAUAAGCGAAAAUUUGGUGCAUCAUAUGGACACGAAGUUAGAUGCUGAGAUAUGCAAGUUCUUGUUAAGCUACGCGAUCACCAUGAGCAAUGUCUGUGAAGGUGAGACAGUAAUUUUUUCGUUCCAAAACUUUUUAGGAGGCAAUCUUCUGGUGGUUUUGCCUGGUAAUGUGAGAGAUAUGUCUCAGCGAGGAAUGGAAACGUAUUGGAAGUCAGUGGUUGGCUCGAGGUCUUAUGAACCGAUAAUGACAAAGUCUGCUUUGGGACAUAUACACAGGCAAUAUGAUGAUGCGAUGGCUGUUGUCCGGAAUGUGUUCAAGGCUUGCCAACGACAUAAUAGUCUUCCCGACGCUCAGGUAAUGAUUAUUUGCAGUUUGUAGUUCAGACUUGCAGGUUGAGCCGACAUUGAGGUCAGUCUUGUCGAACCCAGGACUCAAGAAUGGGUUUUCUGUAAUCGCACAAUCAUUGCUGACUAAUGGAGAUAUGGAAACCGCCUCUCAAUUUAUAAAAUUAGCCAUUCAAACCACCAAGGACCAAGAUGAACAGAAAAGACUGGAUAUUCAGUUGUUACAGGUAAGCAUCUAAUUUUUUAUUUUUAUUUUUAGGUAUACGUUUCUUUGAAAAGAUACACAAGUGCUUUUAAAUUGUUUGUGGAUUUGUUUGAGGACGAGGCUGAGGUCACGAAGGUUCUGGAGGGUUCAUCUUCGAUAUUCCCUGAUGUCUUUUUGGAGGUAAGAGCAGAAAUUGAUUUUUUUCAUGAUUUAGGAGAACCACUUGAUUCUGUUGCCCCAGGACCUAAUGUACACGUACAUUGUGAUUAUGUUCAUGCAUACAGUAUUCCUCGUUUUAGUAAAACACGCUACAUUAGAUAAAAUCAAGCAUAUUGCGGCAUCCCUCAUCCUUUUAUCGCUUCAGAUUUGUUACGAAAUCUUUGAUGAUAAGGUAAGUUGAAGUGUAAUCAUAAAAUGUUGUUCAGAAGAUACGAUCUUUCCUUCGACUAUGUGAAUAUUUGGAAAUCUGCUUUAUCAAUAUUGCCUCAUUGAUCUCCAAACAGCAUCUGAUGGUCCAUUUAAUCUCUUCGAAGGUUACAUGCCUUCAAGGAAAGGAUGUUUGUGCAACCGUGCAAGCUAAGAGGAAGAUGAUAAGCAAUAUAAGACUUGAUGGGAACCAUAUAAACAAGCUGACCCCUUACAGAAAUGUGAUUGUCUUCCUCAAGGAAUUCAGAUCAGUCUUCGCAGAUCUCUAA